Molecule: messenger RNA, 3626 nt
Organism: Thalassophryne amazonica
Lineage: Eukaryota; Metazoa; Chordata; Actinopteri; Batrachoidiformes; Batrachoididae
Gene: reps1
Product: RALBP1 associated Eps domain containing 1
Exons: 18
Coding region: 538-2904 (788 amino acids)
Biological process (GO): endosomal transport; endocytosis
Cellular component (GO): cytoplasm; plasma membrane
Molecular function (GO): protein binding; calcium ion binding
Source: RefSeq, a predicted model, not a curated record
CGGAUGUUCUUUGAUAAUUAUUGUGUUUUUGACGAUGCCAGUAGGAAUGGCGGCUAUGAUUACUGGAGGAAGGAUCCCGAAGAGCCUGAAACUUUACUUGUAGCGGCCCCGCAGAGGAAUUUGUUUGUGGCGAAACGCACAUCAGCGGUCCGGUGACGGCUUCUGGAAGGGAGAAGAGUUGCUCCUAUGUGAUAUUAUCGCGGUAAAUGUUGGGCUGAAGGAGACGGACGCACUUUGCUAGUUAGCUCCAGUGACUUUGAUUGUAGGUAGCUGUUAGCAUUCUGUAGCCAGCUGUUGGCCCAACAAGUUAACUCAGCGUUGAACUAACUGUAUGAAAGCAGUUUUUAAAGUCGUUCACAGGCGGGCACUUAUUCGCUGAGAGGCUGACCAGGAGACAACGAGUCGGCUGUGACUGGUGACCAUUCGGUUAGCUGAGUUGGUAAACUAAUUUAUCGGGGUUUUUUUCUCCUCCUUUUUUGGGAAGCUGAUCCAGCCUCUGGCUAAAGGCUAAUCAGCAGCCGAUCGACUCACUCCACAAUGGAAAGUCUAACAUUAAGUGAUGUCGAACAGAAAUAUUACUCGGAUUUGUUCAUCUACUGCGACACGGACAACACCAAAAAAGUGGCUUCCAACGGGAGAGUUCUUGACCUUUUCCGGGCGGCCCAGCUACCCAGCGAAGUUGUCCUGCAGAUCACAGAACUAUGUGGAGCCACUCGGCUGGGUCACUUUGGAAGGAGUCAGUUCUACAUCGCUCUGAAGCUUAUUGCCAUCGCUCAGUCUGGGCUGCCUCUAAGGGUGGAAAGCCUCAACUCAGUCAAGGACCUGCCGCUGCCACGGUUUGUCGUCGGGAAGAAUGAGGCAGAGGCAAGACAUGCGGCACUGUACCAGGACACAGACAGUCAGGGGAUGUACCCGGGUUCUGGCCCAGGGGUGAUACCCAGACCACCUGGCAGGGGCCACCAGAACAAGAAAGGUCUCCCUUCUUCCACUUCACACUCUGUACAUGAUGUCAUCCAGCCCUUGGCAUCCAGUAUUGAAUCACAGCCUGAACCCACAUCCCCGGUGGUCUCUCCUCAUCAUUCUCCUCCCACCUCCCCUCACUCCUGGAGAAAGCACAAACGGCAGCACAGUGGGGGAAAUUCAGACAGACAGACAGCCGUCACUGCAAGUGGAGCUGUCUGGACACAAUUCAGAGAAUCCCAAGCAGGGCCGGUGUCUGGUGAUGGAAUGUGGUCCUCCCACUCGCCACCUCUACCAAGUCAGGAAAGUUGGGUCAGUUUCACAGCAGACACUCCACCAUCCAGCACACUUCCAGCAAUGCAUCCUUCAUCAGUCCAGGAAAGCACAACAGUACGAACAGUGGCCUCAGCAGCGAUGACCAAUGAGAUCCAGAGGCAGUCGAGUACCUACGAUGACCCGUGGAAAAUCACAGAUGAGCAGAGACAGUAUUAUAUUAACCAGUUCAAAACCAUCCAGCCGGACCUAAACGGAUUCAUACCGGGUUCAGCAGCAAAAGAGUUCUUCACCAAAUCUAAGCUACCAAUACUGGAGCUGUCGCACAUUUGGGAACUUUCGGACUUCGAUAAAGACGGCGCGCUGACCUUGGAUGAGUUUUGUGCUGCUUUCCACUUGGUUGUGGCUAGGAAAAACGGCUACGACCUCCCCGAGAAGCUGCCUGAGAGCCUGAUGCCAAAGCUGAUUGACCUGGAUGACUCAGCAGAAGUGCCGGAGCCGGUCACAGACGUCGGAUACUCGGCUUCGCCGGUGGAAGUCACGCCCAGCAAGUCUCCCUCAAUGCCGUCACUCAACCAGGCCUGGCCAGAGAUGAACCAGAGCAACGAGGACACGGCCAUUGUCCACCCAGUUCCCAUCCGGAUGACACCCAGUAAGAUCCACAUGCAGGAGAUGGAACUAAAGAGGACGGGCAGCGACCACAACCACCCGACGAGUCCACUACUCGUUAAGCCUCCAGAAAUGUCUGAAGAAGCUAAACUUCCCACCUCCAUGAAGUUUGCAGCCUCCAACACUGUAGGUGAUGGUUACAGCAGUUCUGACUCCUUCACAUCAGAUCAGGAGCCGAUUGCCCGACAAAGGUCUCAGUCCAGUACGUCUCCAGAGGCUCUGAAGGUUGUGGCUCCACCUCCUCCUCCACCCAGACCCCACCCCUCCCAUUCUCGCUCCUCAUCUCUGGACAUGAAUCGCACCUUUGCUGCUGCCUCGACGUCAGGGCAGCCUCAGCCCUCUUCCAUAACCUACCUGCCUGCUGUACCUCCUCGACCUCUUCCCACCCAGACAUCAGUACCCCACAGCGGGCAUCGUGUAGAAGCGGAAAGUGGAGCCGGAGGCGGGACCGUGAUUGCAACCACAUCCCCUCAGCAGAUCCCUCAGCAGGCCAAUUUUGCAGACUUCAGUCAGUUCCAGGCUUUUGCUGCGUCUGAACAGCCUUCCAACCUUCCUGAAGCAGAAAAACUCAGCGAGCCGGGGCAGGAUAAACCACCAGAUGGAGCUGGACCUCUGAGAGCAGUGAAGAGUGACAGCCAAGCAGAGGACAGAACCACAGCCACUGUGAACUCUGCCAAAGGUUCCUCUGGUCCCCUAGCUCCUCCUCCCAAACCAGUACGCCGGAGAUUGAAGUCAGAAGAUGAGCUUCGACCAGAAGACGAGCAACACGUUCCACAGAAGUCAAACGUCAUUGCUGCUGUCCUGGCCACUCAGCCCUCCAUUCCCCGGUCAGUCGGAAAAGAAAAAAAAGCAAUUCAAGCUUCAAUCAGGAGAAACAAGGAGACGAACACAGUGUUGGCACGACUUAACAGUGAACUGCAACAACAGUUGAAGGACUUACUUGAGGAGAGAAUAUCUCUGGAAGUUCAGUUGGAGCAGCUCAGACCUUUUUCUCAUCUUUAACCAACUCUGGGAGCAAAAGCUCGGCUGUAGUUCUCCUUGACAGACCGCCAGAAGGCUGAGACGUCCCCUCCGAUCCCGCCAUCAUCCCGGCUUCCUGCACCCACUGCGCUCCAGAGGCUUCGGGCCGCCGCAGGUUGUUCCAUCAAAACAAGCGACCACACUUACCAAUCGUAACCAAAUGGACCGACCACACAGGCUUACUGGCGGAGGAGUUCCAGGAGCAUGGGGGUGGGGGACUGGCACUUUUUAAUUUUCUGAGGCAAAGUUGAGGACAGCGGUUGACUGAAAGUCAGUUUGAAGUAGCAGCCGUGAAGCGCGGCGUGUUUAACAGCGGCUGUCUGAUCUUUUUGCUCACAGACUGACUGAAGAAGAACGGCGUGUUUGGAACGCGUGUUUCUGCGUCUGUGUUCCUGUUCAGUGGGAUACUUGAUGAGUCCACAUACGUUUGUCUGCCACAUUAAACUUAACAUGAGUGAAAUGAGGCGGAUAUUGUUAAUAGAUGGUUAACCAGGACAGCAGACGUGCGUUCAUCGUCAGGGGGUCUCUUCUGUUGAUAGUUCUCACUUUCACGUAACAACUUUAAAAAGAACUUUCGACUCAAACUUUAAAAAGAAAAUCCAACAGCAGCUUGCUGAUGUGCUGCUUCACCAGCUGCAGCACAUCAUCUAUUUGAAAUCUGAAGUUUUUUUUGCAAAUCCUCAUUAAAAUCUUCAUAUACCUGG